GCCUUGAAUCAUGCCGGACAUCCUUACGAUAAAGAAGAGCAUUUUUUCCAAAAACAUUCCAAAUGUUAUAUUUUCUUAAGCAAUUUGCUGUUUGUCAACAAAUUUAGUUAUGCUUGUUUACGAUGGAAAAACAAUCCAGUUUAUUACACAUUCAUCUCCUGUAUGCAUAUAUAUGCUUUUUAGUUGUUUUGAAAACUACCUUUUCUGAAAGCUCCGAAUUAAUUUCUGCUAAAACAGUUGAUAUAAAGGGUAUUUCUAUGAUAGCUGGACAAGAAAGAUCAAUUAGUUCGAACAUUGAUUACGUGUUUGACUUGGAACCUCUCAUUUCGGAUGCAGUAGUUGAGGAUAUUGAUCCAGAAGUUUCUAGAAAAUUAGAAGCGAAUCGAAGGAGAGAUGCAUCAGAUUACAAGUGGACACAAGAACACAAAAUGAAAAUACUAGGUCUCCAUAAUCUCUAUAGAGGGAACGUUACGCCUCCGGCUGGUAAUAUGGAAUUCAUGGAAUGGGAUGAAGAACUUGAACAUAUGGCCCAGGAAUGGGCAAAUGCAUGCGAAUUCCAACAUGGAAGACCACCUAAUUCUAGAGGAGGAUAUGGUCAAAACCUUUACUUAGGUACAGAUCCAACAGGACUUAAAGGCCUAUGGAUGUGGUACCGAGAAUAUCUGAAUUAUCACUUUCACAACCAUUCAUGCCCACUAGGAUUAAUGUGUGGACAUUACUUGACGAUGGCUUGGGCCGCUAACACUAAACUUGGAUGUGCUGUGAAUCUAUGCGGUUAUCAAUAUUUGCUGGUCUGCCAUUAUAGCCCGGGAGCAUCUAAAGGGACUUACAUUUAUGAUGUCUCAAAACCAUGUUCGCAGUGCAUAGAGAAACCCGGAACUUUGUGCUACAAGAAUCUUUGCAUGACGAAAGAACAAUGUCAGCGCAAUCCAAAAAAGUGUAAAUUGGCUGUAUGCAACUUGAAAUGCCAUAACUGCGGACGGUUAGAUAAAGCUGACUGUUUGUGUUCUUGUGCUGAUGGCUGGGACACCUAUGACUGCUCACGUCCGUGCGAAAAUGCUCACGAGCGUUGUGGUAUUUAUCCAGGCUAUCCCAGCAAAUCAGUUUGCCCUGUUUAUAGUAAGGUUGAAAAUGAAUUUUGCAGAUUAAUGUGUGGUAAAUGUGUGCCUUAUUUUGAAAAUGAAACUAUUACUCAUGAGGUUGUAAACCACGUUUGCUGUGACGGAAAGUUGUGUUCAAGAGGGAAUAUCCUGGAUUUGAAUAGAAAACCCUGUACUUGUAAUCUACAGUGCCCAGGACCUCGGUGUGAUUCCAUGGAUGGAAGUGGUAUGAAGUCAAGGAUCAACACUAUUCCAUUGUUGUGUUUUGCUUUGCUGGCUUUAAUAUUAAUUUGAUGCAAUUGUAAAAACCCAAAUAAAAUAUAUCAAUAUGU
Parasteatoda tepidariorum (common house spider) is the source of this 1432-nucleotide messenger RNA. Its product is annotated as cysteine-rich venom protein. The record is from RefSeq and is a predicted model, not a curated record. NCBI's taxonomy places the organism in Eukaryota, Metazoa, Arthropoda, Arachnida, Araneae, Theridiidae.